AUGGACUCCACCAAAAAAGUCACCAAGAAGCUGUCUGGUGCUGCUGCAGGUACAGCUGCUUGGUGCACAAAUGUGGGGAACGAGCACGGUCAGGUUCUUGUCUCCGUUAUGACAGCCGGCGAGGGACAAGCACUUGACGCCAUGGCAGAUGGCCUAAUGAAGCGGUACAGGGAGGCAGGCGAGCCACAACCAAAAAUUCUGUACGUGGACAGAGACUGCUGCAGUCAGCAUGGCCCUUGCCGGACGAAGACCAUGUUUGCUGAGUGGGACGGGCUUCAAGUGCGCCUUGACAUUUGGCAUUUCAUGCGCCGGUUUGCCGCAGGUGUCACGACAGAAGCACACCGCCCUUACCUGGUGGGUCUCCGUGAGGCCUCUUACCUCACUCCACUGCAGGUGACCCAGGUCAUCCAGCUGUGGACAGCUCUCCCUGACUGCGACAAGAAGCGGGUCAACUACCAGCCUCGUCAUCAGGAGCGACUGACACAUGGCCGUUUUAAGGCUCCCAAGCGGUCUGGAGUCACGCCGGGUGUGGAGAGCGUUAAGCGCUGCUUAAUAGGACAUCCUGGGGGGCCAGCUCAGUGGCCUGCCACCAGCCGCUUGGUUGAGGCCAUGUGUAAAACACUGUGCACUUUGCACAAGACGACCACCAAGAAGGCAGGAGUUACCACCCCCAGAUGGUCAAAGAUUCUCCGCGACUACCACCACAUCCGGGAUCUAGUGCUCAACAGUCCUACGGUUAUGCAGGGCACAAAGAUCCAGCUCUUUGAGAUUAAUCAGCGGACACUCAUUCAAUGGUUUCAACGGCAUCAGAAGAACCAGGAGAUGAGUGUCCUUUCUCAGGGAGUGGCUUCCACCAACCUGAUUCCUGUGGCACCUGACCAGCUUCCACCACCGAAGGAACAACUGCAGCUCCUUCCUCCGACAUCAGGCCCACAGCAUGAAUUUGUCCUCCCUCCAAAUCUGGUGGGGCAAGCUCCUGAUCUGCGGCCAGGCCGACGCCCGGCUGCUGCCACCAGAGAGCGCCCCAUCGCACCUGCCCCCACUGCACCAGACUUCGCAAGGCUCAUGUCAGCUCCUAGGAUGUUGCCUGCUUGUGCCUCAACACCCAGUGCAGGCCCAGCUCCACUUGUUCCUGCUCCAGCUGCUCCUGUGUCCCGGUUCACAAAGAGGAACAGGCAACGUCGGGCCCUUGAGGAGGAGAGUGGAGUGGGGAAAAGGAAAUACAUUAGAGGGGUCACCUACAACACCUGUAGACAAUGUGGGCAGCCCAAAACCAAGGACUUUGGGCACAGUCGUCAUGGCAGUGCCACCUUCUGCUCACGUGCCUCAAAUGGCAAAUCCCUGAACGAUUGGUUGGCAGAACAAAGAGCAGCAACAUAA
This is a messenger RNA of Anoplopoma fimbria (sablefish), 1380 nucleotides long. RefSeq lists its product as uncharacterized. Bases 1 to 1380 code for a protein of 459 amino acids. The transcript is spliced from 2 exons. The record is from RefSeq and is a predicted model, not a curated record. Lineage: Eukaryota; Metazoa; Chordata; Actinopteri; Perciformes; Anoplopomatidae.